ACUAGGGUGCCAGAAGGUCAAGACGGGGAGCCCGGCCCUAUGGCACAAUGGCAGUGAGAGUGCCUGGGUUCACUUGCACCCUAGCAAUAGUCAGUUCUCGUCUCCCACUGGUGUCACCUCCAGCCCUGAGUGUUCUCGUCUCCACCACACUUACUGAUCUAGUUGGCGGACCUCUGUCAAUCCACAACUCUACCUGCAAAUUUCAGCCCUAAUCACCCUGAUGGCCUUGUUAAUAACCUUGGCCCUGAUGAUCGAACUGGUCAUCUCGGGUCAUGCCAGGACACUGCAACUUAACUACCCACCCCAGAGAUCAGCAGAACCGCUAAACGUCUUCCACGGCAACAAUCACAACUACGACGACAGCUACGUGUACGACGCUUCCAAAAGCAUGGUGAUGCAGGCGGCAGCAGGAGAGAAAGACUCACCCUCCUCCCCUCUCCAGGAAGUCUUCAACGACUACCAAAAUUAUGACUACUUCUACGGCGACCCUAACUACCAUUACGAAGCAGCCGAAGGACGAAACACAGACGAGGAGAGUGAGACUCGUCAGGAGUACACUGACGUACCACGUCUUGAUGACGGUGAUGAGGUUGUGUACGCCACACCUCCUGAAGGCGUCAACCCUGUAGACCAAGGUACUCUGGUCUCUACCACUGUUCCUGAAGGCGUCAGCCCUGUGGACCAAGGUGCUCACCACUCUACCACUGCUCCUGAAGGUGGCCACCACGACCAGGAAGAGAAAACUGGUUCAUCUAUGCUUCUUAACUGGGUCAUAUUAAAGUGGAACAAGGCGAAGGAGAAGGUACUGAAGGUGGUGGGGGAGGUGCAGGAGGUGAAGAAGAGCGUGACGCAGUUCAUGUACAAGUUUGCUGAGCUGAUGGAUGAGGGAGCGCAGUACUGCAUCCACAAGUUGAGAUAUGCAGCACGGGAGCUCGAUAGUCGGGCAACGAAGGUGCUGGAAAAGUUGGAAGAGAAGUUGAGGGAAGGCAACGAGAAGGUAGCGGCUUUCUUCCGUCUCAUAGGCACUAAGGUGCACGAGUGGGGGAGGCAACACGAAAAGGUUGAAAUAAGUGCGAAUGGAGACAUGAACGGGACAGAGAACAUGGGCAUGAUGGGUAUUAGCGUGGCAGGGAGCGUCGAUGAACAUUCUGACGUGUCUCAGUACCAGGGUGAUGGUAGCCUGGAGAACAAGUUACCACAAGAUGUGGAUCUUCAGUCCGCAGCGAUCGAGGACAUGCCUAACUUCUUCCAGGACGAGGCUGUACUGGAGAAGUUUGAUGAGCUAGUGAGGGAAGGCAUCUUGACGGCGGAGGAGGUGGAGGCAGUGUUGGAGUCUGCCUAACCUCCUAUCGCCCCGUCCCUCCACUUCCACCUCACCGCCCUCAGGCAGGAUUACGAGAGCGCUGGCCAAAUGUAAUACACGAACCAGGCCGAAAGAUGAGGAGAAAAAAGUAAUGAAAUUGGAACAGAAGUCUGAAGUCAUUAUUUUGUAUUUCCCGAAGGUAAAGGUAGCAGUAGCAGCUACAAUAAUAAUGCAAAAUGUAAGACGACAAAAAGAGAGGAGGGCAGAAGACAGAGUUAUGAGGAAGCCUCGAGGAGGAGGAGAGGAAGAGAAGUGGACACUGUGGAGGAACAUGGCAGAACAAGGAGGAAGGGAAAGAAGCAUGGAGACAACACGAGGCGGAAAACAUUGACAAAGGUUUUCUAAGAGCAGAAAACAAAGAGAAUAAUUUAAAGCAAAUUAACAGCAGAAGUAACGGUACUUAAAAACUAUGGAACUAACAGGAGUACGAUUAAUAAAAAGAAAAAGUAAGAGAGGUGUAACUACGGAAGUAGCAACAGUUUUAGUAACGAAAGCAACAGUAGCAGCAUGACAUAGGUAACAGCAGUUGGAAGAUAUUUCAUCAUGGCUCACUGGUAGCAUACUCGUCACCAGUUUCAAAUAGCGGAGAUUUUCGCUGCCUGCGGGAUGCAAAUCAACACAGCUGUUACAAACUAGCUCAUUUAGCCUUUCCUGUAGCUAAAUUUAUAUUUGCAACAGUAGCGUUAACAAUGGAAACAGCAACAGUAGCAUUUGAAUUAAAAUCAAUAGAGCGAUAGUAGCAAUUAAGGAGAGGAGCAGCAGCAGCAGCAGCAGCAGUAGAAUUGUAGAAUUACAACAGCCAAAGUAUUAUCAACAGUAGCAGGAAGUCAAGCAAGCAGAAUAAGCAUAAUUAACAUUGAAACUACUGCAAGUCAUCGUCAUCUUGAAAUCUGUUUUCGCCUUUUUCAAGUCUUUAUCGACAUUUUCGACGCUUCCUCCUGCUCGUCUUUCCGCAACAUACAGCACGCAUUAUAAUACAUUUAAUACACUCAAUCACUGUUCAAAGUACAAAGGUUGUAAUCCAUACUCGGUUUCUUAUAUAGUUUUUAAACCUUAGAUGUAGCUAGAACCAACCAAAGGCAGUAUAAAUUUCAGCCUUGCAAAACACACCAAACUCACCAAAACAAUACAUUAAUUGCUAUGAAUUAUUUAAUGCGUAGUGUACAUAUAAUCGCUACGUAAUUCCACCUGUACACUGAUAAUUUUUAUAAAUUAAUAAACUUCACCUCCUACGUGUGUGUUCUUGUUUCUGGUGAGAGAAUAGUUUAUCACUGCUGUGUCCACUUAAAAUAAACAUAAGUAACGCCAAUUCAAAAUAGUUAGGUAUGGAAAUGUGACGAAACACAGUUAGGUAUAGAGUUACUUAGAAAAACAGUUAAGUGUGGAGGCAGACAGGCAGUUUGACAUGUGACCAACACUUUGAUCCGAGUGGUCAUUUAGUAUUCGACAAUAAAAAAAAAAAAACGCGCGCGCGCGCGCACACACACACACACACACACACACACACACACACACACACACACACACACACACACACACACACACACACACACACACACACACACAA
This is a messenger RNA of Cherax quadricarinatus, 2930 nucleotides long. RefSeq lists its product as uncharacterized. NCBI's taxonomy places the organism in Eukaryota, Metazoa, Arthropoda, Malacostraca, Decapoda, Parastacidae. The record is from RefSeq and is a predicted model, not a curated record.